This is a messenger RNA of Penicillium brevicompactum, 1539 nucleotides long. RefSeq lists its product as uncharacterized. Lineage: Eukaryota; Fungi; Ascomycota; Eurotiomycetes; Eurotiales; Aspergillaceae. The transcript has a single exon. The coding region runs from base 1 to 1539 and encodes 512 amino acids. The record is from RefSeq and is a predicted model, not a curated record.
AUGUGCAUAAAAGCCCGCCGAAUAUGCGAAUAUAAAGAAACUCCUGACCGGCGGACACGCAAUGUGCGUCGACUGCAGAACGAUGUUAUCGCACGACGCCUUACUGAUCCAAGCCAAGCUGGUCUCACACCUACCGAACGUCAUUAUCUCCAAUUAUUUCGUGUUGCGACAUCUGGUCAGUGCGCCGGGAAUAUUGUGGAUGACUUCUGGCAGCGACUCAUUCACCAAGUCAGCGAGGAAGAGCCCGCUAUCCGACAUGCAACAAUUGCUAUUAGUGCCAUCCACUGGCAUUUCUUACAAGAGGGAAAUGCUUCAAAAUCCGAGUUCAAGUCAAACUCACUGUCGAUAGCCUCCUUUCCCAGGUCCGACUCGAAUCCCGACACAGAAGACGACGCUUCCUUCCCAUUGCAGCAAUGUAACAAGGCUAUCGCCUCUCUUCGGCAAAAUUUGACAAAAGUACACUCGCAUGUGACAAGCAGUGCGCACAGAGAGGCUGUACUUGUUACAUGUGUUGCGUUGGUGUCUCUUGCUCUUUUCCAAGAGGAUGUGAAAGCCGUAAUGAAACAUCUAGUAUCAGGCCACCGCUUGCUUCUAGAAUGGGAGAAAGUCAAUUUUGACGGAAGCCCGUCCGGGCCGAUCCUCAUGCGUGUGUUCCAAGACCUACAACUCCAUCGAAUGACAUUCUCAAGUCGCGAAACGGCGCUGGGAGAGGUGCACAUACCGAUUUGGCAGAAUUUCACAAAACCCUGCGACACGUACUCUGAUGGUGAUGCAGAAGAAGGAACUGCACGGGGACUGCUAGCCAUGUUAGGCUCACUUGUUUCAGCAAAUUUUCCUUGCAGACUUGCGAACGGGAAAAGAUCUCGUUUGAUUCCCUUGAUUCAAAGUGCUACCGAAUUGUUUUCGGGAGACAAGAAAGGUCUUCCGCUUACAAUAAUGGGGAGACUCUAUGCUUGGAAGGGUCAUCUCCAAAACUUUGCCUUAGCCACAGCAGGCAUACUCACAUCAGCAGAAAGAACCCCCCUUUUGCUCAUCCAGAUGUGGACUGAGUUCAUCUAUCUUAUGGCUAUUUACGCCAAUGGUCGCCAAGAUGAGAUGUUUUAUGACGCCUACCUACCAAAAUUCCAACGCAUCAAUGAAUUAGCAAUGCUCUUUCUGGCCGCAGAAUGCCAGACUGGGCUGUUUUGCGCCAAAGUCAUGCUUUUGCCUCCGGUUUAUUUCUCUGCCCACAGGUGCCGUGACUGGCACACGCGUCGAGAAUCACUGCGUCUGAUUUCAUCUUCGCGUCGACGAGAGGGGUUUUGGGCUUCGGCUGGAGCUAGCGCUGUACUGGAAUAUUUCAUUAAAGAGGAAUCCAUUGGUCUGGGUCCUGAUGAUAUGAUUCCUAUAUAUUCUCGCAUCGACAUGAUGUAUGUCUACCCCUCGCCCAAUAAACUGAAAGGCAUUGUGUGGUACCAUCGACCCUCCAGCCCCGAGGAAAUUGCGGGCGGCGCUGAUGUUUCUGGGAUAUGGAAAACUCUAGGGGUGCCAACAUGGUAG